Molecule: messenger RNA, 2169 nt
Organism: Lachancea fermentati
Lineage: Eukaryota; Fungi; Ascomycota; Saccharomycetes; Saccharomycetales; Saccharomycetaceae
Source: the annotation of a GenBank genome assembly
AUGAAUCUCUUCUCCUGGAGAAAGAAACCCCAACCGCCGAACACCAAAACUGAGAGUCCAAAGGAUGCGCUCUUUGAACAAGUUACCGAAAAUGUUAAAUGGUCCAAAAAAUUGCAGGAAUCUCCAAAGAUUGUGGAGCAUCAGUUUGGAGAAAGCUUGGGGCUGAGAACCCGCGUGUUAAGGACGUUAGUUGAUGCGGAUCAGCUAGGGAUAGGUCCGCCAGAUAUGAUACAUGCUACUCAAUUCGACAAGUUUCAUCAAGAAGAAGUAGGUGAGUACCACUAUAUGACGGGGCUUGACGUGUCAUCUGAGAUAACUCCCAUUGCAUACCUCAAUGCCCUCAGAUUCAUCUCAAACUCCUCGAAAACAGAGGGUCGGGUGUCGACUUAUUGUACGACAAACAUAUUUAGCAAGGUGGACAUUAGAAUCCGCUAUGAGUCAGAAAAGCACUAUCAGGUUAAUGCCAUUGAAUGCCAUUCGGGUACCACAAAUGUUCAGUUGAGUCAAACUAUUUGGGAGGAAACGUUCAUUAGCGGUUUCAUUAGAUCGAUCAUUAUCAGUAAAGACAAAGAACGAAAGCUUCCUGGUUUGGUGGAGAUACCGUUCGGACUUGACAAUGGUUUAACAUACUGUGAGAAAUUUGUUCCGGUCAUUUGUAAGUUUUUACCACGUGGAAUUGAAAGCGGCUGCGAUUUGACCAAGCACUCACAACCUUCGCUGAAAAAUAAUUAUCUUUUGCAUUCGUUGCAAGAGUUUUUAAUGAUCAGUCCAAAUCUUUACGAUGUUACUAUUGAUUCAUUAGAAGAUCUGAUAAAAAACGAUGGAGAAAACGAACUUUGUUAUAGAAUAGCUAUGAUAGCCAUAAUGGUACAAAGUGGAACUAACGAUAUGGUUGCAAUCAAAACCAUAAACAAUACUAUAAAGAAAUUCUAUCCUUUGAAUUUUUUGCAUUUGAGACAACAUGAUCUAACAAAUAUAGUGGAUCUUUUGUGCUUACAGAUUGAAUUUUUACUAUCGAAAAAUGACUAUGAGUUAGCGCUGCCGAUUGCUAAGAAAAUCACAGAACUGAGUUCUGAUAACUUCGAUGCCUGGUACAAGCUUUCUGAAUGUUAUCUUCAAAUGGGUGAAUAUGAAUUGGGAUUGUUAUCUAUCAAUUCGAUGCCCCAAAUGCCAAUGGUAGACAGUUGCAAAGAAGCGAUGACUGAGCAAAAAUUAGAAGGGUUUUAUUAUCAAAACCCCUCUGGGAUUGGCCCUCACUCAGAACUGCAAUCGAAUGAAUUUAAUCACGUCUGCUCAAGCAUGAAAGAAUAUAAAGAGAAAGAUUUAGAGUCUUUAAUUUUCGGUCGAAUUGUGAUGCCUAAUGGCAAUAAACGAGGGUAUAUCGAGAAUAUUUGGAAUGGUUCAUGCCUGCAAUUGGGUCCAAUAUAUGGUCCUCAGAGCAAGAAUUUGAUCAACUUCGUUUCACCACAGGAGGUCAAUUCCAUCGGAAACCCGCUUCUGCUACGGAGAAAUUCCAUGGCAAAGCAAUUGAGUUGGUCCUUGUCCCAAGUUUAUGGGCUGGUAAUGUUCAUUGUGUCUUCAAUUGGAUGGAACUCAUUCCUAGAGCUCAGGUCGAAAACAUUUGUGAUGGAGCGUGAGUAUCUAGGGACAAGGAGGACGCUCACACAGGAGAUCAAGUCAAAGCGUCUCUGCGAAAGAUGGCUCGAUGAUUUGUUUCUGGACAUCUACGAUGACUUAAAAAUCGCCAUGCAGUCUCAAGAGCAUAGAGAACAGAAAUACAGUGGACUAGAAUGGGAGCUCCUUGGUCUGACACUAUUACGUACGAGAAACUGGUCCGAGGCUGUUGCUUGCUUGCGCACAAGUAUAAUGGCUCGUUUCGAUCUUGUCAGUGCAGAAAAGCUUCUGAAAUUAUACCUCUCUGACGAUUUCACAGAAAAAGGAGCCCUGGAUCCAGAUGCUGUCUUGGCACUUUUAGUGGAUAAGGUUUCCUAUGAAAGUAGAUUCUAUGACACUUUCCAACUACCAAACUUAUUGAUUUUACGUAAGUUAUGUGCAUUUGAAGGUGUUGAAAGUAUCAGAAAUCAUGUGUAUGCUUUACCAUCGGCUCAAAAAGGCUUUGUUUCAUUGAUGGACAGGUUUCUCGAUUACAUAAAAGAAAUGUGUGAGUAA